Messenger RNA from Anguilla anguilla (European eel), 2786 nucleotides. RefSeq names its product B-cell receptor CD22. The coding region runs from base 221 to 2173 and encodes 650 amino acids. Lineage: Eukaryota; Metazoa; Chordata; Actinopteri; Anguilliformes; Anguillidae. The record is from RefSeq and is a predicted model, not a curated record. The transcript is spliced from 12 exons.
UUAAGCAUCUUUUGCUCUCCACAUCAGUCGCGGUCUAUACUCGCGAACAAUUAACCGGACAAGAGUUUAAGUCAAUUUAGCGCGCCUUCCAGCAGCCCGUCAUCAAAAGCGAAGACGCACAGUCGUUCGACUUCAUUCUGAAGGGAUUUUCGAGACUUCUUCACGGUUCCAUCUAUGUUCUUUCUGUUAAUAUACUGUAGUUUCAUACCUGAAGGCAAAUAUGUUGGAAGCUGCGUUUGUGUUUAGCAUCGUCUGCAUGGCAUUGCCAGGAGUUUUGGGAAAUGUGUGGUCGGUGUCUUUCCCCAUCAAAGAGUCCUGCGUUUGGGCUGGAACGACAACUACGCUGCCAUGUAGGUACGAGUAUCCCAGCGGGUUCACGGUAACGAACGUGAUGUGGUUCCGUCUCACUGUUGACGGCAAGAGGGAGUUUGUUAUUCACACCGAUCAGAACCUGGUGAGCCCCACCUACAAGGGCAGGACUCGGUACACGGGUAGCUACAAGACGUGCAAUCUACAGAUCACUAAUAUCAGGAGCACCGACAGCGGGCUGUACCACUUCAGGUUUGAGACAGACCGCUGGCAAGGCAAAUGGACCUCAGCUGACGCAGCAACCCUUUCCAUUACAGAGCUUCAAGUAGAAGUCCAUCCAGCUAGAACUGAAAACAGGUUUGCGUCCGGAGAGACUGUUUAUCUGAGAUGCAUUGCGAGGGGAUGUGCAGCGUCGGGGAAGACAUUUGCGCUCUACAGGAACGGAGUGAACUUGGGGCCGGCCAAUAACUGGUUCACAAUUUAUAAUUUUGACCAACAACACGCAGGCACGUUCACCUGCCGUAUUCUCCCCCAGCGGAUACAGUCCCCGGGCAUCACGCUGGGUGUUGGCCAUGCUCCGCGAUCGACGUCGGUCACGGUAAGCCCGCCGGGCGCGAUAAUGGCGGGCAGCUCCGUGACCCUCUCUUGCCGCAGCAGCGGCGAGCCUCCGGUGGAGAGCUAUGCCUGGUUCAGAGAUCGCCAGAGCGGCAGCCUGCCCGACAGCUUCAAGCCCCAGCUUUACCUGAGGAAGACGAGGCCCUCUGACUUUGGGCUGUACUACUGCGUAGCCAGGAACUCCCUGGGCUUCGAGAGGUCCAGCCCCGUCCUGCUCAACAUCACCUACGCGCCGACGGGGACCGAGGCGCUGGUCAGCCCGGUCAGCGGUGACAUCACGGAGGGCUCGUCGGUGAACCUGACCUGCCGCAGCAGCGCCAACCCGCCGGUGACGCGGUACGCCUGGCACCAGGUCUCCGGCGCCCGCUCCUGGAGCAGGGGGUCCCUGCAGAACCUCAGCUUCCCCAGCGUCCGAGCCCAUCACGCCGGCCGGUACUACUGCACCGCGUGGAGCCCCCUCGGGCAGGAGGCCUCCGUCCCCGUCGGCCUGCCCGUGCUGUACGCCCCCAAGAACACUUCGGUGUCAGCGCGGCCGUCCAGCGAAAUCGACGCGGGCACCUCGGUCACCCUGACCUGCAGCAGCAACGCCAACCCCGCCGUGGAGAACUACACCUGGUUCAGGGUCGAUGAAGCUGAGGCGUGGGUAACCCGAUCGGGCCCCAGCUACACCAUCGCUGAGGUCAGCCCCGGGGAGGGGGGGCGCUACUACUGCCAGGCCCGUAACCGGAUCGGGGCACACAGCUCGCCCAUCCUCACCGUCCGGGUGCGAGGCAGGCUGAAAGUGAUCGCAUUGGCUUCUGCUGUGGGCGUGUCCGCCGGUCUCAUCACACUCACCGUGAUGGUCAUGAUCAGUAAGAACAUGCACAGGGUUGACACUGAGUCUGCUGAAGAAGACAAGCAGGUGGAGUUAAUACAACGGACAUCCUCGUCAUCAGGGGACACAAUGUUUCUUGAGACACUUCAAGAGACGUUUCAGGCGAGAUCCACAAAGAUGACAGACAUACCAGAGGAGCCGGAGGAUGUGUAUGAGAAUGUGCACGAGAAUGUGCAUCCCUGCAUCGUCCCCAUAAAGGAUGUGACUCAGAACCCAGAGGCAGAUGGCCCUCUCAACUACAUCACAGUUCAUUUCUCCCAGAGGUUCAGCCACGAGCAAAUUCCUGCCACAAAAACACCAUCAGAUGGAGAAAAAGAGUCUAGGAACGCCUCUGAUGUCAUCUACACAGCUGUGGCCAGGCCCAGUCAUUUGUAGAGAUGCUGUAUGUGUGGGUCCUGCUCAGAUGAAUGACUUUGUGUCCCCUGCCUGCAAAUUCGUCCUGCUCAUCAGAUGCAUUGAAGGGCGUGACAUUUUAAUUCAACUCACAUCUUCGCACGGACUUUCAGUUUUGACAUUCUGUUGUCCCAAUUCAAUACCUAGCUGCUAUUAAUAUACUUGGCCAUGAAAUAUAUGACUCAACUCACUUCACUAUUAACAGACUAAUUUAAUAAAUACUUCUGUUCAUAGAAAAUGUCUGAUUUUGGAGUUUCUCUUUUGCUGGUGGUUUAAAGUGAGAGGCGUAGAACUGAACUCCACUUAACAGGCUAUAUUAUGAGGUAGCGCUGAGAGGCAAACACUGUGAAAAAUAUUUUAAUAUUUCAAUGAUUUAUGGCCAGGUUAUAACGGUUGUAUGACAACAGGCGGUCUUUAAGUUGCAUGCUAUUUCCAUGUUAAAAAGCUGUAUGUAAAUAAAGCGGAGGAAGGCUUGUAUUCUUUGAUACCCCCUUCAUGAGAAAAGCUGGUUUAUGUUUAAUUUGCUCCCACACUGUGAUAGAAACAAACUUGUGCCAGAAAUAAAAUGGUGUUUGUGUUUAAAUAUAACUGUAAU